Molecule: messenger RNA, 2447 nt
Organism: Melanaphis sacchari
Lineage: Eukaryota; Metazoa; Arthropoda; Insecta; Hemiptera; Aphididae
Exons: 2
Coding region: 94-1995 (633 amino acids)
Source: RefSeq, a predicted model, not a curated record
AAAUAUCUCAAUAGCAGUGUAAAAUUCGAACAGUUCCAGAACACAACGCAUCGGAAUACCACUUGUCCAGACAUAUUGAUUUUAUUCUCCAAGAUGAACUCAAUGCGAUUACUAUUACUUCUAACAUUCGUUUUGUACGAAACACAGUGUGCGCCCAGUAUAAAGCCCUUAAAGUUUUUAAAAUCCUUAUUAUCAAAACAUUUUCAAUCAACUACUGAACAGCCACUUUUGGAAGAAGAAAUAUACCCCGCGUAUAAAUGUGAUUCUAUUGAAGAAGGUGCCAUCAAUGAUGCCGUUAUUGAGUGGAAUCGCCAAGUGUUUUUAGUAAAUGAAAAACCUAUUUUAAUAGAAGUUGGAAAUGUUGAACCAAUUCAAAAUUUAAAUCGUGAUAAAGACCUUGCCGUAAAUCCAGAAAUUAAUCCCGAAGUAAACUGUGAUGAAAAUGAAGAAGUAAAUCUUGAAGUAAUUUCCGAAGAGGAUCUUAAACAAAAUCCUGAAUUAAGUCCAGAAGUAAAACAUCAGAAUGUGUAUGAAAAAGAUUUAAACACAGAAUGGUUAUUUGGUGAGAAUACAAGUGAAAGAUUACCAGAAAUCGAUGUAACUGUUGGUGUAAGUUCGAUUAAAGAUAAAAUUAUUAAUAAAAUUAACAUGAUCAAAUCGAAGUUAAAAUUUAAAAACCGUCCAGUCAUACCAAUCGUAGAAUUGGUUGAAGAAAACAAGACUAAUCAAGAAAUUUCUUCUGUAAGACCAACCACUACUUUGGAACCCAUCAGUAUUAAAAAACAACCCACUACUGUAGAGUACAUUACCACUGUACAACCUGUUACUACUACACAUCAAUAUACCACAACUGUACAACCCAUUACCUCUACACAUCAAUAUACCACAACUGUACAACCAGGCACUUCUGCACAACCCAUCAUUCCAACACAAUACACUAGUACUGUAAAACCCGAUAUUUAUAUGCCCAAUGUACAAAUAAAUGGUGGGAUCGAAUCUCAAGUACCAAUCAUUACUAUUCCAACUAAGUAUCAAAUACCUUUGCAACAACGACAAAUCUACAACUCAGACCCACGUUAUCCACUAUGGCUUAAUAGCUGUCCCCCACCUCUAUCUCAUCAGAUUUGUUUAAGCCAAAAUUCUUAUUACGCAACGAAUCCAAUUUACGCAAAUACAUGGGACGCAAAUCAAUUCACCCUUGAUAAUGUGCCCUAUAACACUCCCGACCACCAAAACCAAAAAAUUAACAAUGGAUUAACUAAAGUCAUUAACUACAUCAAAAUCGAUGCAACCCAACCAGUGAAUCAAGUUAAACCGAAUCAAGAUGAACAGAGGAUUCAUUAUAUGUAUGACGAUUCCGUUUAUCAAAAUCCUACACCUUUUUAUUAUGUUCCUCAGGCGGUCAACCCGGAAUCACAGCCAGAGAUUGUAUUUCCUAGCUCCGAUGAUGUUUAUUCUAAGUCAACUAUGCAACCGAUCGUUGUGUAUUCUUCCGAUGAAAGUAUACUACCUGUUAAUCAAGUAGAUCAAACACAAGCAACAUACAAUUUGGACCAGCUCUUAGAACCCGCAACAGUUAAUUCUUAUGUUAAUGACCCCAAAAGCCCGUCGCGGGGAGAUAUUCCAAUCGGUGAAGAUUUCAACUCCAAUACCAAUUACGAUCAAUUAGAAGGAGACAGUUCUAAAUAUACGUUGAAAGAACGCAGACACGUUGGUCACUACAAUGAGUUGGUUUCCAAGAAAAAUAAUCAAAAUGUACCUGUUGCGGUAUCAGAAAUCUCUUCGAGUAAACCAGUAUCUGAACAAGCUGAAACCGAAACUUCAGCUAAUAAAAUUGAAACUCCUACAGUUACCGAAACCGAAAAACCAGCCACUAAAAUCAUCGAAACACAUAUUACCAAAAUUGAAAAACCUGUCGUCAAAAUUGAAACACCCGCAAUCACUGUAACCGAAAUAUCGCAUCCUAAAUUCAACAACGUCGACGUGGACGUUUAAUAUAAUAUUCAUGGAUGCCAAAAUUAAAGUGAUUUAAUUAUUAAUUAUACUAUAUGUAAAUUAUCUUAUUUAUUCUGACACAAUAAUCGUUUUAAAAAAUUAUAUGCAUUCUGUAUCAAAACUAUUUUUCAACCAAAUGUUUUCAAGUUCAAAGUAGGUUAAAUAUUGUUGUUUGAGCAAGCCAGACUGAUUUACAACUAUGAUGUUUUUUAUGUAUAAUUAUAUUACAUAGUAAACGCAAUCCCCGGUGUAAAUAGGCGCCAGAUUGAAAUGCAUCUAAACCACACAAUAGAAACGCAUAAUAAGCCAAUUUUUAUGAACAAUAGUUAUCAUACGUGAAAAACCUCUAAAAAUUCGUUACAGUCUGGCUGAUUGUGUAUAAGCCACUUAAAUUAUUAAUUAUACAAGUAUGCUCUUGUUACGUUUUAAAAAAUAAAAAAUAACAAUUUAUU